AUGUCAGAGGAGCGGAGAGACGUCCUCAAGUUGAGCCGUGAUUGGCUGUCUGUGAAGGAAGUUGUGGACGCCGUCAGCAGCGCUUCCUGUGGUGCCGUUUCAGUAUUUAUAGGUACGACCCGUGAGGACGAGUUGGAGGGGAGAAAGGUGAUUGGUCUAGAGUAUGAGGCGUACGAGCUCAUGGUCCAAUCAGAGUUCACCAAACUGUGCGCUGACAUCAGAGAACGCUGGCCAACCGUGACACACAUCUGUGUCCACCACAGGCUGGGGAUGGUGAAGGUGGGCGAGGCCAGCGUUGCCAUGGCGAUCUCGUCUCCUCAUCGCCACGACGGCCAGCAAGCAAUCCAGCACUGCAUCGACCGGCUGAAGGCCAAAAUCCCCAUCUGGAAGAAGGAGGUUUACGACACGCGGGAGACGAGCUGGAAGGAGAACUCUGAGUGUCCCUGGUCCGCUCACAGUAAAGUUCAGAGAGAAAACAUGAACGUUAAAUAAAGCUUCAACAGAAACUGAACAUUGAAACCUUCAUGAAGGAGGAUCAAUCGCAGGACUGCUGGAGCAGACCUACCUGGUUUGAGCUGGGUGUUCCUAAUAAACUGGACACGGAGUGUAUUUAACAGACUGAUCACCUGUUAACCAAUCAAUGUGGUGAUACUGGGUCAGUUCAUGUCGUCCUUGUCUUCAUGGACACGUUACGCAAAGUGGACAGUGGAUCUGUCCCACAAACCAGAAAGACAUCCAAGUCGUUUUGAAAAACAGUCAUUUCAAACAGAGACUCUGGACCCUGGUCCUGACGCCUCAGGCCCCUGGUCUCUGAAAUGAAUACAACAGAUCUGUUAGGGUUUUAUUCUUUCCAGAGACUGACUCCGGAGAUGUGUGGUUUCCUGGUGAAGAUGAUUUCUUUAAAAUGUGAGUUUUGUCAGAGAGGUCUGGCAGAGGACCAACAAACGUGGAGCAGUUUCAACACUUUAGCUGUCAAGUGUUCCUGGAUCUUUCAAAAUCUUGUUUCCUCAUCAGACGGUGAUGCGGUGGAAAAUGUUUCCGUUUUGAGAGGAGUGCCAGUGUUUCUUAGGCUCACCUGUGUGGGCGGAGCUUACCAGGUAGCUUGUGCUCGUUUAGACAGCAAGGAGGUUUUAUUAUGAUCCUGCUACACAUUAUCUUUACUCCUAUUGGGUGAUAUUCUCUUCCACAUUAAAUAACAGCUGAAGUCUCCAGUUUAAUCAGUUUAACCAUAUUAUUUGAUAAAUACUGUCUCCAUUUAUACAAAUGGAAAGGCAAUAACUUUACACUCCUAUUAAUGACUUCAAUAAAUGAUCAGCAGAGUCUUUGAUAACCCACACGGUUAUUUGUUG
Xiphias gladius (swordfish) is the source of this 1349-nucleotide messenger RNA. Its product is annotated as molybdopterin synthase catalytic subunit. Gene Ontology annotation, molecular function: molybdopterin synthase activity. Gene Ontology annotation, biological process: Mo-molybdopterin cofactor biosynthetic process. The coding region runs from base 1 to 492 and encodes 163 amino acids. Gene Ontology annotation, cellular component: cytosol. The transcript has 5 exons. The record is from RefSeq and is a predicted model, not a curated record. Lineage: Eukaryota; Metazoa; Chordata; Actinopteri; Istiophoriformes; Xiphiidae.